This is a messenger RNA of Drosophila guanche, 803 nucleotides long. RefSeq lists its product as uncharacterized. The record is from RefSeq and is a predicted model, not a curated record. The coding region runs from base 16 to 738 and encodes 240 amino acids. Lineage: Eukaryota; Metazoa; Arthropoda; Insecta; Diptera; Drosophilidae. The transcript has 2 exons.
CAGAAGCAACACGAAAUGGAGGGUUCCUUAAUCACCGAAGAGGAGCCCCAUUUGACUCCGCAACUGCAGGCUCACUACGAGACAGAGGCAGAAGUGCUGGGAUUGCUGGUUGAUCUGGAGACAAAAUAUCGCGAAUACUAUAAACUGUAUCUGUGCGAACUGGAGGCCCAGAAGAUCCUCAUCGAGAGAGUUUGGCUUCUGACGCAGAGAUACCUUAUCCUUAUUAGUUGUGUCAUUGGCUGUCGCUAUCCCGAGGUCUACACUCUCUCCACGGAGGAGGCGCUCGUUAAUGAAUACGAGGAAAAGCUAGAAGUGCUACGUGCUUCCAACAACAAAAUGAAGCACUCGGUAAUGGAGCUGGACACGCACUGCAAGAAGUUUUACGCGGCCUACAAUCGGCUGAACAAGACCCUGGAGACGCCACUUAUCAUGGGCGAUCAGCAUCAUCGUUCCAUACAGCAUCACAAAAUAAUGGCCGUUGAUAUAUUCAACUAUUUCCAUGCAACAGUGCUUAAACUCAAGUGCUACAUGCACCAACUGGAUCCCUUGAAUCUGGAGAGCGUCGAGGAGUAUCGGGAGCUGCUAAAGACCGAGGCCCAACCGGAGGAGUUCGAGGAACACUUAAUGGAGCGCUUCGUCUACUGCAAGUGUCUCCACAAGGAGCCGACUUGCCCCAUCGAGAAACUGAAGUGCACCCAUCACAAUAUAGCAAAUUUGAAGUAUGUUAGUCGCAUCUAAUCACAGUCCUAAUGCACUCAUUAAACGAAACAUUAAAGUAAAAUCUAGUGGCUAAUCAAUAUUAA